Molecule: messenger RNA, 1164 nt
Organism: Monodelphis domestica (gray short-tailed opossum)
Lineage: Eukaryota; Metazoa; Chordata; Mammalia; Didelphimorphia; Didelphidae
Product: BPI fold-containing family A member 2
Cellular component (GO): extracellular exosome; secretory granule
Molecular function (GO): lipopolysaccharide binding
Source: RefSeq, a predicted model, not a curated record
CCUCACUACUCACCUUGUACAGUGUUUAUUUACUUUGGAGCCUACUAAGGUCAAACAUUGAGCCAGGUCCAGUCAUGUGGGUCCCUGCCUUUCAUCCCCCAUCAUUCUCCCAUCAUAUAAAAACAGCAGCCUCCACAGAGGUUUCCAGGAGUUUUCCACAGAGAGCAGCACAAGGCUCCAAGUAUCCUCGCUGAACCAAGUAAAACUUGAAUCAGCCUAAAGAUGCUUCCCCUUUUGAAACUCACCGUCCUGUGUGGCCUGCUCGUUGGCCCCUCCUGCUGCCUACUGGAUCUUUCUCUUCCAGGAACUGUGGGCUCUCUUCUGAACACCGGCCUAAGUUUAGAUCUAAAGAAGUUACUGACUUGGGAUAUCCCUUCCUUGUUAAAUAAAGUGAAGCAACUUUUAGAAAAUGGUGGGAAUUUGGUUGGCGAUGCUUUGAAAGAUCUGCUCUACAAAAUGAAAGAAAUCUUGAACGUGAAGUUUUAUAGAUUUCUACUCCUGAAGAUCGAAGCUAAAGCGGGUUUUACUCCUCUGGAUGCCUCAUUGAAAGUACCUGCAAGUGCCAUAAUUGACCUGAAAUUAGGUCCAAAUGAGGAAGAUAAUUUGAAAGUGGAUGCUUUUUUGGAGGUAUUUGUAAAAGUCAAAAUAGAGACUGAUCUCAAAACUGGUCGCGGAAUCUUGAUCUUUGGAGAAUGUUACAGUGAUGCAGCCACUCUCUCUCUAUCUGUUUUAGAAGGCAAGCAAAAGGCUCAGAACAAUUUUAUAGACUUUGGAAUUGUCAUAAAAAAAACAAUUUCUUCUGCAAUGGAGGCAAAGGUCUGUUCCAUUCUCAAACAAACAAGCAUCCUCAAGAAUGUCUCCACUAUUAAGGAAUUGAUCAGUAACGUUAACACUCAGACUUUGGUAGGCAUCUGAUGGGCUCCUUGCUCUGUCCCACCUCACAGGUUCAUGCUCUAUUGUCUUUGAUGAAUUCCCUUAUAACCUAAUCCAUGGAUGAGAUGUCUUUGAGGUCACUCAGCUUAAAUGAAGGCUUGGAUUUAUUAAUGAAUGGUGUGUCCUCGGGACUGAUUAUCUUUUGUUUUUUGUCUUAAAUUUAGAGCUUAUUUGUGAAUGGUGGGUUCUGUAUUUGUUUAAUUCCCUUGGCAAUAAAAUAGAUUUGUUCUC